AGGCCACCUGAAUGACCUUGAAAAUAUUGUCCCAUUUCUUGGCAUUGGACUGCUGUAUGCUCUUAGUGGCCCUGAGCUGUCCACAGCAUUGCUGCAUUUCAGGAUCUUCACUGGGGCUAGGAUCGUUCACACUUUUGCAUAUUUGAUCCCUCUUCCCCAGCCCAGCAGAGGUUUGUCUUGGGCAGUUGGGUAUGCAGUGACCAUCUUGAUGGCAUACAAAGUGCUGAAGACAGCGUUGUACCUGUAGCAGAGUCAUAGCUUCUGUGUACCAUUCAACAUUCCAUACAGAGCUUCCAGCAGUGUAUGUUGAUGUCUUGAAAGAGCCAGCAUGAGUUUUCCAUGGUGAC
Molecule: messenger RNA, 347 nt
Organism: Cariama cristata (Red-legged seriema)
Lineage: Eukaryota; Metazoa; Chordata; Aves; Cariamiformes; Cariamidae
Product: microsomal glutathione S-transferase 1-like
Exons: 1
Cellular component (GO): membrane; mitochondrion
Molecular function (GO): glutathione transferase activity
Source: RefSeq, a predicted model, not a curated record